AUGGACCCCUCCUCCAACAAUGGGCCGGACUCACUGAUGACAAGCAGCAGCAGUGAGAGCAGAUAUCCAGACACAGUGGACGAGGACUUUGAGAAGUCAUCGACUCUGGUGGUGUACAGCAGCCCAAGCACAUCAACGAGCUCAGACGAACGGCAUCAAGGGACCCCAUGGCACACCAACCGCAUUGCAAAGCCCAGCAAGGACCGGUCGAAAUGUCGAUUUGGCGUACCUACUUGUUCCGGAUGCACUCCUGAGCCAAAAACUUUGAGCCAAGAUCAGAUUGAUGAUCACCGCCGCAUGUUCUGGGCUUUCAUGUUCUCCAUCGGACUUCCUGGCGAUGCGACCAUCAGUAGUACUUCAUCUUACAGAGUUCAAUUAAAAGCAGCGUUUCUUGACGCGCAAUUCCCACCGGCAUUUGUCGACCGACAGCAGGUAUCAGAGAUUAUCGAUGACUGGCUGGUUCCCAGGGGCGAUGCUAUGGCUGCGGCAGUCGACACGCUUCUUCUGGUGCAACAUGGUCUCAACACAAAAGACAAGCGUUACAAGAUCGAGGGCAAGCGCAGACAUGAAGCUGCCCUUCAACUCCUGAACGAUGGCCUGAGGAAACCCAACGCGGCCACGAAUGAUAGCCUUUUGGGUGCGAUCGACAUUCUGGGGGCAUGCGCGAUGUUUCUAGAUAUCACAAAUGGCGACAAUCGCUGGGUCGUUCAUUGUCGAGGCUUGUGCGGACUACUUGCAAUGCGUGGUCCACACAGACUUGACUCCCAGUUCUCCAGAAACCUGGUGUGCAACUUCCGGCAUGUCGCGCUCAUGGACGCGCUUCAGUCGAGAAAGUCAUUCGUGUUCGGGCAACCCGAAUGGCUGAAGCGGAUGCAAGAAAUCGAAGCAGACCGGCCUGCCGCCAGAAUGCAUACCCUCGCCUGUGAAGUCCCAGCCCUUCUCGAGGAAGCCGACCGAAUCGUUGCAACUCGAGGUCGAUGGGUACCUACAAUCACCGAGACAUAUGCCCAACUCGUAGAUCUCGAAAAGCGACUGCAAGAUUGGCUGCUCCAGUGCUAUAAAGACCUUCCAACCAAGUCACCUUACCGAACCAUGGAUAUCAAGCACUUCCCAAUGUACUUCGAGCAAUACGGCCACCUCAACACACCUUUCACCAAAUGUCUCGAAUUCUCCAGCAAUAUCGACACGGUCCGCCACGGCUACUACUGGACUGUCCUCUUGGCCCUCCGUGAAGCAAUCUACGACCUCUCAAUAGCCCGGCCAGCCGCGCUGUGCAUCACCACAGCCAAUCAAACAUUCCUCAAAAAGCGAGUCUACGAAUGCACAGACUCCCUCUGCCAGACCGUGCCUUUCGUCUGCUCCGACUCCUUACACCACAUCGGAUCGAGCGCCUCUUUCCCCAGCUACGUCGGCGGCGCCCUUUCGAUCUGCUGUCCGCUGCAAUUCGCCAUGAAAUGGUAUCAGAAACAAGGCGACCACGCCAAAGUGGACUGGUGCGAUGAGAUUAUCUCCGACGUCAGAGACCAUCUCCGCGCACAGGGCUUGUCGUGGUUGGAUGCGUCAUUGAGCACAGAUGCAUGUGCUGCAUUCAAUGGGGGAGCUUGUGCUAAACGCCGCGUACCUGCAGGAGGAUUUCGCCUUUAUGCACUCUCCCCGUACGUCAGCUGCUCAAUUCAGCUGGGCUUGUGCAUGGGAAUUGUGCAAGCAUACCCACUGUCGAUCAUAUCUGCGGCCGCUUGUAUACCAUCAUCUGCAAGCACUCAAAUCUCCCUUGAGCCAUCCUUCAUUCAAGCGGCCGCAAAGGUCCCACCUAUCCCGCUGCACAUUUAUGCGCUGAAAGCCGUGCACAAACAACAACAACAACAACAACAACCAGAAGAUACACGCACGACAGGACUUGCCGGCUAA
Molecule: messenger RNA, 1908 nt
Organism: Zasmidium cellare ATCC 36951
Lineage: Eukaryota; Fungi; Ascomycota; Dothideomycetes; Mycosphaerellales; Mycosphaerellaceae
Exons: 2
Coding region: 1-1908 (635 amino acids)
Source: RefSeq, a predicted model, not a curated record